Messenger RNA from Nerophis lumbriciformis (worm pipefish), 1110 nucleotides. The record is from RefSeq and is a predicted model, not a curated record. NCBI's taxonomy places the organism in Eukaryota, Metazoa, Chordata, Actinopteri, Syngnathiformes, Syngnathidae.
AUGAAGCAUCUUUUCCGGAGAAAACGACUCGGUCUGCUGAGUCUCUCCUUGUUCUUCGCCUCUCUCCUCUUAAUCCAUAAACUCAAACUCCCCGAGAAGAACGGCGUGAUCCAAAACCGGGCGUUCGGACCGCGCAGCCUUCCGUUCUGGGACGCGCAGACACUCAACUGCAGCGAGGACGACGCGGUGAAAAGCGAGAACUGGUUUCAAAAAUUGGACCCGAGGUUUCACCAAUUCGUCCUACAUCGACACUGCAGGUACUUUCCAAUGCUUAUCAACCACCCGGAGAAGUGCAAGGACCAAGUGCAUCUGCUCAUGGUGGUGAAAUCCGUCAUCGAGCAGCACGACCGGCGCGAGGCGGUGCGCAAAACCUGGGGGAGAGAAUAUAAAGCCAACGGGAAUAAGAACAUCAAGACUGUAUUUCUUUUAGGGAGCCCUUCCAUCGGCAAGGAUGCUAAGAACCUGCAAAAACUGAUCGAGUACGAGGACCAGAUCUACGGGGACAUCCUGCAAUGGGAUUUCAUGGACACGUUCUUCAACUUGACUCUCAAAGAAGUCAACUUUCUCAAGUGGUUUCACAUCUUCUGCCCGGAUGUGGAGUUUAUCUUCAAAGGUGACGACGACGUCUUCGUCAACACAGAGAACUUGCUGGAUCUCAUCGGUUUCAAAGUGGAGGAGAACCGAGACGCCGCUUUAUUCGUCGGGGACACCAUCUCCAAGGCCAUCCCCAUCCGGAACAGGCAGAGUAAAUAUUACAUCCCCAAGGAACUCUACGAUAAGCCGUAUCCACCAUACGUAGGAGGAGGUGGGUUCCUCAUGUCCUCCGAGCUGGCCAGGAGGCUCUUCGCGGUUUCACAAGAAUUGGAGCUGUACCCCAUCGACGAUGUAUUUUUGGGAAUGUGUCUUCAGAAGCUUGGCAUCAGCCCGGAGAUGCAUUCCGGGUUCAGAACCUUCGGUAUCACCCGGCGCCGGGUAAGCGCCAUGAACAGCGAUCCGUGCUUUUACAAGAACCUCAUCGUGGUGCAUAAACUGAGCGUGCAGGAGCUUCUCAAGAUGUGGAAGCUGGUGCAAAGGGAAGAACUGGUUUGUGCGCAGAGGACUUCCAUAUGA